This is a messenger RNA of Lithohypha guttulata, 726 nucleotides long. RefSeq lists its product as uncharacterized. Lineage: Eukaryota; Fungi; Ascomycota; Eurotiomycetes; Chaetothyriales; Trichomeriaceae. The coding region runs from base 1 to 726 and encodes 241 amino acids. The transcript is spliced from 2 exons. The record is from RefSeq and is a predicted model, not a curated record.
AUGGCGAAGUCUCAAUUGCGUUCAUUGACUGUCCAAGACGCUUCGACGAGACUGGCGGAUGCUGUCAUCACCAUCCAGCGUCGAGGUGAAUUGAAGCAGUCAGAAUCUAAGCGUAUCAAAGAAUUCGUUGCUGCCGUUAUUGAGGCACAACCGGGCGAUGUCUACGAACAAUUCUUACGCAAGGUAUCUGCUGAAGCAGGUCUUCAAAUGGCGCUGCUUUGUUCGGUAGCCCUAGGCCGUACAGCCAUAAAAGGCAUGAGAGAGAGAGUCCGGGUUGAUCUACCAUUCGACAUUAAGAAUCACAGGUCGACAUGGGAGAAUCCUACGCUCGAAAAUCUUGUCAACAAGGCUAAAGUGAUGGUCUGUGAGGAGCAGGAUGACGCUGGAAGUAGCACUCGGGAGAUGCCUGCUCAGGCUGCUUCUACACGAGCUGAGGUUCAUGGUAGCCACCCAGCGGUAGCGAGUUCCGUCGGUCCGGCCUUAGACUCAGAAAUGCUGACCGGCUACGCGUGUAGCCUCAGUGCGGAAGAUACCCAGACUAUUUUACAGUCGCAAUAUGUUGUCGGGCCUAUGUGGUUGACAUAUCCGUACAACAGCAGCGCAACACCUUUUGUUACCAUCUCUAUUCCACGGGAAUUGGCAAGAUCGUAUGUUGAAGCACGACCUCAGCUUGGAAUGGAGCGCUGGAGGAUGUACCCCAGUCUGAUUGUUCCGACUGUGUCAUAG